Molecule: messenger RNA, 1734 nt
Organism: Cydia strobilella
Lineage: Eukaryota; Metazoa; Arthropoda; Insecta; Lepidoptera; Tortricidae
Exons: 5
Coding region: 4-1326 (440 amino acids)
Molecular function (GO): DNA binding
Source: RefSeq, a predicted model, not a curated record
AAAAUGUUUGUUUAUAUUUUAUGUGCAGUAAAAAGAAGAUCAGCCGGAAACUGGAUAAACAUGUACUGCACCAAAUUGUCCGAUAGCCAAUAUAAGUGCAACUUAUGCGCCGUAGUUCUGACACUGCAACAGGGACAUUACGGCAAUAUGAGGCGUCACUACAAAUUUAAGCAUCCUUAUAUAUUUUAUACGGAAUCUGAGAAUUCAAAGACAAUGUGGAAAAUGAAAAGAAACCCUAAAAUUUCUACAGCAGAGACAAAUAAAGUCAAAGUGGAAAAGGGUGAUUCUAGAACUAGACUACCAAAAAGUGAUUUGCCUCACGUCACAAAGAAAAGAAGGAGCGCUAUGUGGAAAUAUUUCAUCGAUUUGGAGAAAGGCUUCGUUCGUUGCAAAAUUUGCAAUAUGAAAUUGAGAGACAGACACUACGUUGUUGCCCUACAUUUGAACAGACGACACCCGAAGACUUUCUCUGAUCUAGGCGACUUCAAUAUAAUGCCAUUUCGACAAAGAAGCAAUUUUCUUUGGAACUUUUUUAUUGACGAAGGAAACAAAUUUGUUCGCUGUUUGCUGUGUGAUAUUACCAUGCGUAAGAAUAUGGCUAAACAUCUACAGACUAAGCAUCCAGACAACUUUGAACAGGCAGUAAGCCUCCACAGAGAACAAAUCACUAAGUACUGUGCACCGCGACUUGCUGUCGGCAGGAGAACCUGGGUGAAAAAAUAUUGCACUAAAAUAGCGGAUAAACAAUAUCAAUGCAACCAGUGUAAGAAAAUUCUAAAAAUGCCUAAUGGUUUUUACGGUAAUAUGAGGCGCCACAUCAGAAUUAAGCACUCAAAAAUUUAUGACGAAGAGAGUAAAACUACUAUUGCAAAAUCGGAUACCGUAGUGGAAGAAAAAAUAAUAGAUCUAGUAGAACUUGAUAACAAUUCUAAUGCAUUGGGCCUAAAGGAUCCUUUAGCUGAUUUUGAUUUAGGCAGUCCUGCGAUAUCUGAAACAGAAAUUGCCGCAAAUUUCCUUGAGAACGACAAUUUGACAAACAAUCCAUACUCCGAAAUUGAUUUGGGUGCAAUAACUGAUUUACCUACUUUAGAACCAAGUUGCCAAGUAGAUAAUUACGACAAAUCCUAUUUCCUUUUGGUAGAAGACGGGCAAUUUAAAUGCAUAGAAUGCGAAGAAACAGUAAAUUGCCCUGCUGUCGACGAACAAGAGGCUCUUUUUACUCACAUAAGAGACAAACAUCCAGAAGAAAUAAUGACUUUACAAGCCACCUCUACUGAAAACGAUGACGAAUAUCAAGUGGUCGUGUUAGGCAAUAUAGACAAUUAAAUUAUAAACCUUAAAUAAUAAAUAUGACGGCCUUUAUGAUAUCAAUUUAAACGCCGACGAAAGCUUUUUUCUGUAUUUUAUUUUUAAUCUCAUGUCAAAUACCCUAUUAUAAGUUAAUAGGGUAUUUGACAUUUUUUUAUGAGUGGUAUCAGUCGAUCAGGUUUGUUUUGAGGAUCAAAUGUCUGUAUGGGACCCAUAAUGAUGGUCAAAGUCUGGCACCCGCAUUUUACUGACGAAACGUUCCUAACAAAAUUGCAAUACAUCGUGACGUCACCAUGUAACGUCGCUAUUGCUUAGAAGCCAUUUCGAUGUACGGAAAACAAGGAUAUUGCGAUUUUAUCGGUGAGAUAUUGCAUUUAUGUAUAUUGUGGCCAUACAAUAUUUUUUUAAAUAAAAUGUAAGGAAAAA